Pyrus x bretschneideri (Chinese white pear) is the source of this 1551-nucleotide messenger RNA. Its product is annotated as probable inactive serine/threonine-protein kinase bub1. Gene Ontology annotation, biological process: mitotic spindle assembly checkpoint signaling; meiotic sister chromatid cohesion, centromeric. Gene Ontology annotation, molecular function: protein kinase activity. NCBI's taxonomy places the organism in Eukaryota, Viridiplantae, Streptophyta, Magnoliopsida, Rosales, Rosaceae. The record is from RefSeq and is a predicted model, not a curated record.
UUCAAAUAAAACCUCCCUCCUCCGCCUCCUCCACCACCACUACCAUCAUGUCGAACAACGAUCUUUUCACCUCCCUAAUCUCCGACGUCAAAACCUACUCCGGCAAAGACCCUCUUCUCCCAUGGCUAAGAGGGAUUCGAAAAAUGAACGACUCACUCCCGCCUCACACUCUGAAGGAGAAGCUUCCUCGCUUCUUGCAGAAGUGUGCGCAGACGUUCGAGUCCGAUCGACGAUACCGAAAUGAUUUGCGCUACAUUCGAGUUUGGUUAAAGUUGAUGGAUUUUGUCGAUGAUCCGAGAGCUCUGUUGAGAACAAUGGAGGCGAAUCAAAUCGGGACAAAGCACUCUUUGUUCUACCAGGCAUAUGCUCUCUACUAUGAAAAGAACAAGAAAUUUGAGGAAGCUGAGAAGAUGUACCACUUGGGAGUGCAAAACCUUGCAGAGCCCAUUGGAGCGUUAGAGAAGUCGUACGAGCAGUUCCUUCAACGAAUGGAGAGACACAGGAGACACAGAAACCAGGAACCGAAAAUGUUUGGCGGCGAUGAUACAGUUGUGGUGAAGUUUGUAGACACUGCCAUUGUUGGAAAGUCUGAAGCGGAAGAUGCGUGUCACCAUGGAUUGGUGGAUCCUACUAUAAACAUGAAAGAGGCCAUGAGCGCCAUCAAUGACAUGUUUCGAGAGCCUAUAGAGACGGCUCCCAUUAGCAGAAGAUCUCGACAAUCCCAACCGAAGAACAAUACUGUGGACAGUGGAUUCCAAGUAUUUGUUGAUGACAACUUAGAUAAUGGAGGGAGGAAAUCAGAUAAUAAUAAGGGAGAAUUGAGUAGAACUGCUACCCACCAGUCUCACCAAGAACCUUUAAACAUUUUCAUCGAUGAUGAAAACCCGACAGAUGAUUCUACCUCACCUGCUUCACAUGGAAAUGUAUUCGUGUUUCCAAAUCCAAAAGAUUUUCCAGGUGAAAGUUCCGGUGAUUUGGAUGUUGGAGGCUCAUCUCGACCGAGGUUCAGGGAGGAUACAAUGGUUUGUAGGUUUGUUGGGGCCACCAUUUCAGAUGAGCCAGAGGAGGUGGAAAAUGCCUGCCACCAUGGUUUGGUUGACCCUACAAUCAACCUAAAGGAAGCCAUGGAUGAUAUCAACAACAUGUUUGGGAAGCCAAUGGAAUUUGUAAGAAAGAGGAGAGAAAAGCAGGAAAGAGGACUUGAUAGGAAAGAAGAUUUUGGUGGGUUUUCUAUACUUCCUGAUGAUAACUUGAACCAAAAGCAAGAGCAGAAAAUGCCUGAUUUACCGCAGAGAUCAAGAGAUUCAGAUUUGUUUGAGGCCACUGUAACAACAAAGGAGGCCAUGGAUGAGAUCAAUAAGAUGUUUGGAAUGCCCCUGGACUUCUAGGAAGAAUUCCAACUGCUAUGUGUGUGCGUGCUGCAGAUUUUCGGGUUUGUUGUAGCGAAUGUAUUGAGCUGUGUUACUUCCCCAUUCAUCCAUUGUACUUGAAUUUUGGAAAUCUUGAAGUAAACGGAUUUGUGCUAUCCUAGUUUCCAAUUUUAGUUUGACC